Messenger RNA from Durio zibethinus, 3855 nucleotides. RefSeq names its product Tetratricopeptide repeat (TPR)-like superfamily protein. Gene Ontology annotation, molecular function: RNA binding; zinc ion binding; protein binding. Gene Ontology annotation, biological process: RNA modification. The record is from RefSeq and is a predicted model, not a curated record. NCBI's taxonomy places the organism in Eukaryota, Viridiplantae, Streptophyta, Magnoliopsida, Malvales, Malvaceae.
UUAAUAUAUUUUUAGACAAGUUUUUUUUUUAACUGAUUUUUGGACCAGUAUUCAAUUGAAAAUUUGUAAAUUGCACAUGACCUACCAUUACUCGGGUUUUUUUUGUCUUCCUUUUGCUCAUUAACCUUUUAUAUAAACAGCAAAAACCCCUCCCACAAAACUUGUGAACUGGUACUAAUAACAGGAUAGCAUGAGUUUGAGCAUCUCUUUAAAAGCUCUUACAAGAACUCAAACAAAACAUUCUUUCAAAACUCUCAACAACCCAUUCUACAAAUCUCUCUCCCAUUUCCAAACCAAUGAAUUGAACACUCAAAGGUCAGAGCUUUUCGCAAAAUCUGUUACUUUAGAGCAGACUCCUGACCUGUUUGACAAAGGUCCUCAACCAGUCCUUGCCCAAAAAAACGGAUUGCUUUUUGAGUACUCUCGCAAUAACAAAAACAAGGAAGCUCUGAAUCUCUUUCUGGGUAUUCAUAGUUUUGGAUUACCAGUCGAUGGGUCAACGUUUUCCUGUGUUUUAAAGGUCUGUGGAUGCUUGUUUAACGAGAUAGCUGGAAGACAAGUUCAUUGCCAAUGUUUGAAACUUGGGUUGCUUGAGGAUGUCAGUGUGGGGACUUCCCUUUUAGAUAUGUAUAUGAAAACAGAGAAUGUGAAAGAUGGUAGGAGAGUUUUUGAUCAUAUGGGGGAACGAAAUGUGGUUUCUUGGACUUCAUUGCUUGGAGGCUAUGCACAGAAUGGAAUGAAUGAGGAAGUUUUGGAAUUGUUUGUGACAAUGCAAAUGGAAGGGAUAAAGCCAAAUCCAUACACCUUUGCCGCUGUUCUUGGAGCUUUGGCAUGUGAAGGGAUAGUAGAGAAGGGUGUUCAAGUUCAUAGUUUGAUUGUAAAAUUUGGUUUUGAGACUACAAAUUUUGUGUGCAAUUCUUUGAUUAAUAUGUAUUUGAAGUCAGGGAUGGAUAAAGAUGCUAGAGCUAUUUUUGAUGGUAUGGAAACCAAGAAUGCAGUGACAUGGAAUUGUAUGAUUGCUGGUUAUGUGACAAAUGGGCUUGAUUUGGAUGCUUUUGAAACAUUUUACAAUAUGAGGCUUGCUGGUGUUAAGCUUACUCAGAUGGUUUUUGCUCCCCUUAUAAAGUUAUGUGCUAACCAUAAAGAAUUGGGUUUUGCAAGGCAGCUUCAUUGCCGGGUUUUGAAAGAUGGCUUUAGCUUUGACCCUAAAAUCAAAACUGCACUUAUGGUAGCUUAUGGUAAGUGCAGUGAAAUGGAUGAUGCAUUCAAGUUGUUCUCAAUGAUGCAUGAAGCUCAAAAUGUUGUAUCUUGGACGGCUAUGAUCAGUGGGCACUUGCAGAAUGGUGGAAUUGAACAGGCACUUAAACUUUUUUGCUUAAUGAACAAGGAAGGUGUCAGACCAAACCAUUUUACUUAUUCUACCAUCCUUACGGCUCAACCUGCUGUUUCUCCUUUCCAAAUACAUGCGCAAGUAAUCAAAGCUAAUUAUGAGAAGUGGCCUUCUGUUGGAACUUCUAUUUUAGAUGCUUAUGUUAAGUUGGGAAAUGUUGAGGAAGCUGUAAAAGCAUUUGAACAAAUUGAUGAGAGGGACAUUGUCGCAUGGUCAGCAAUGCUAGCUGGUUAUGCUCAAAUAGGGGACUCUGAAGGAGCUAGCAAAAUAUUUAUCCGGCUGGUAAAGGAGGGGAUUAAACCUAAUGAAUUUACCUUUUCCAGUGUUAUAAAUGCCUGUGCAGCACCCACGGCACCUUUAGAACAGGGAAAGCAGUUUCAUGCAUGGUCAAUCAAAUCAAAAUUUAAUGAUGCUUUAUGUGUAAGUAGUGCUCUUAUUACCAUGUAUGCUAAGAGAGGGAAUAUAGAUAACGCAUAUCAAGUUUUUAAAAGGCAGCGGGAAAGAGACCUUGUGUCAUGGAACUCAAUGAUCUCUGGAUAUGCACAGCAUGGUCACGCAAAUAAAGCUCUUAAGGUAUUUGAAGAAGUGCAAAGACAAAACAUGGAAAUGGAUGAUAUAACAUUUAUUGGUGUCCUUUCUGCCUGUAGUCAUGCUGGAUUAGUGGAUGAAGGUGAAAAGUACUUCAACAUGAUGGUAAAAAAUCACCACAUUUCUCCAACAAUGGAGGUGUACUCUUGCAUGGUCGAUCUAUAUAGCAGGGCUGGAAUGCUUAAAAAGGCCAUGGAUAUCAUAAACAGAAUGCCAUUCCCAGCUGGUACAACUGUGUGGCGAACCCUCUUGGCUGCCUGCCGAGUUCAUCACAAUUUAGAGCUGGGAAAACUUGCUGCAGAACAGCUUAUUUCGCUUCAGCCACAAGACUCAGCUGCAUAUGUUCUGCUUUCCAAUAUUUAUGCUGCAGCAGGAAAUUGGCAUGAAAGAAGGAAGAUAAGGAAAUUGAUGGAGAACAGAAAUGUGAAAAAGGAGGCUGGCUACAGCUGGAUCGAAGUUAAGAACAAGACUCACUCUUUCUUGGCUGCUGAUCUUUCUCAUCCCAUGUCAGAUCGUAUAUAUUCAAAGCUUGAUGAGUUAAAAACUCGACUAAAGGACAUGGGGUGCCAGCCUGAUACUGAUUAUGUACUUCAGGACAUUGCUGAUGAAGACAAAGAAACCAUUCUUUCUCAACACAGUGAGAGACUGGCUAUUGCUUUUGGAUUGAUUGCUACUCCUCCUGGUACAGCUCUUCAGAUUGUUAAAAACCUUAGAGUGUGUGGAGACUGUCACACUGUUAUUAAGUUAAUAUCACUGAUUGAAGGAAGAGAUAUAGUAGUCAGAGAUACAAACCGGUUCCACCACUUCAAAGCAGGCAGCUGUUCUUGUGGUGACUACUGGUAACAAUUGAUCGAUGCAGCCCGAAGCUUCCAAAAGGUUACUUCAGUCAUCUAGGUGCAAGGGGUGGGAUAUUUAUUAGGUAUGUGAGGGUUGCUGAGCAAUAGGCGUAUUUAUCAGAGGCAAGUGAUGGUUGCAUGUGUUUCUGACUUUGCUGUAAACAUGUUUGAUGAGCUUAUUCUUCAUUAGUGUAAACCAGGACUUCAUCAACUACGAAUUAAGUCAUGGGAUGGGAAAUUCUUAAGGUUGUUUCUAUUGCAUUUGCAUAAAGUUACAAUGAGAGAAAUUAAUUAAUCACUUGAAGGCACCCUGUGCUCGUCGAAGUUUUAAUAUGCCUUCUGAUCCAAGAUGACAGGCAUACGUCUUUCUACCGUCACAUUUCAAGGUGCUGAUUCUGCUAAAGAUUGAAGGUAAACAAAACUCUGGUGCUAAAUUUUUCAUUCAGCUCCAUGGAAGAUUAACAUUCAAUUUUCAGAACGCGUAUAGAAUCUUAGAAAUGGGUCAUCAAACAACUCCAUAUGGUAAAAGCUUUAUAUGCUAGUUUGUAAGUACUGUUUUUUUUUUCCUUCUCUUUAUUCUUUUUGACUUUUCUUAGUAGUUGACAGUUGUUUUUGUCUGAAAUGACAAAUAGAGAAGGCUAACUCAAAACUAGCUUUUCAAACCUUUGGACAGAAAGUUGAUUCAGGAUUUGACAUAACUGAAAAUAAAUAUGUAAACAAUUCCCUUCAUUUGUAUUUUUAGAUUCCAAACAGCAUUCAUGUUUGUUGAAUUGAACCUAUCGUCAGGUAAUUGAACUUGAAUGAACUUUGAAAUACAUUGAUCCCUGAUGUUACCAAGUCAAAAGAUGAAGGAAAUUUGUGAGUUAUAACUCAAAGCUAUCAAGCAUCGUGGUUAUGAAGAAAAGGGGUUUUGAAAAUUAAAUUAUUUAAACAUUUCAUGCUUGCUGGUAAGCAUACAAAUGUAUUCUGCACCAAAGAGCAGGCAAUAGGAAUAGGGCAUUAAUAAAUCAAGAUGGUAGUAUUAAGAAUAUGCCUCUCGGG